CCGGAUUCCGGUCCCGAUCCGGGUCCCGCUUGUGUUUGUUUCUGCAUAGGUGUCGCGUUCCUCUACCGCAGCGCUGCGACAACGCUGACUCGGCGGGAGGACGUCGCCACCUCAGUGGUGAGUGUGUGCGCGCGCGCGCUGAUGAAGCCGCGAGAAGUCUUGUUUUUCCACGCCGCUAAAAAUAGACGAUUCGGAGAGCAGACGCGUCGGAUUAAGUGUCUGCGCUCGUUUCCACGACGACGCAAACAAGAAGUCCGCAGACUGCCAAAGAGAAAGUUCACGUCUGCCAAUCAGAAAGCGGGAGGGGAGGACGAAGGAGCGCUCCAUCCGCGUCUUCGUCAGGACUCAUCGAGAUGACGUUGCAUCACGCCCGCCGCCGAUUGCCAUUUGCUCGUUAGCCAACGUUAACGUCAGAUGGCCGUCGUCCCGUCAUCGGCCGCGUCCGUUCGCGUUAUCCUCUGGAGCGGCGCCGGGAGCGGUUUUUUUUUUUCUUCCUCCCGCCGUCCCGUCAAACCGGCCGAGACCACCGCCGAGGUGAUGAUGUCACGCGCGGCCCACUGCUCAACCCCGUGCGGGCCUUUUGGCCUCUAUGGGUGAGUGUGCAAACGUACGCUCGUGGAAGUGUGCGCGCGUUCAGUGGGGCGGGGGCGGGGGCGGCGGGUGACUUUUGCAAGUGAGGCAAAUGAUGACUUUUCAGCACCUGGAAUGCGGACGCGUCCGUCCGUCGGCGAGGAAACCUCGUCAAGGCGCCCCCUCCCUCGCUGCCCGCCCUCCGGCGGCAAGGCUCCGCCCCUCGUGGAACGCCCGCCCGCCCGGCCUCCCUCACCGCGCUCCCGUAGCCGCUCGCGGCAUUCUCGCAUCCGCGCAACAUCUGGAAAGAGGCGCGCGCAAACACGCCGGCAACCCCCCAAAAAAGGACCAGGAGAAGAACGACCUCCUCUUCCUCGGAUCUGCUGCCGGAGUUUCCUUCUUGGAAUUAUUUUUUUUUUUUUCUAAUUGUGACAAAAGUCCACGGAGGGAAUAAGCGCCCGGCCGCAAGAUGUCCGGCGUUGCCACCCUCUUCCUGGCCGCCUUCCUGCUCUGCUCGCCCGACGCCAACCGGGCCCGACCCGCCGACGCCCGAACGCGGCGCUCGGUGACGCACGCGCAGCUGAUGCACGACAAAGGCCGCACGCUGCAGGACUUGAAGCGCCGCACGUGGCUGCAGGAGCUCCUGGACGAGGUGCACACGGCCGAGAUCCGCCAGCUGCCGCCGCCGCCGCCGCCGCCGGCGCUCUCCAAAGCCCCCCCGGCGCCGGGCAAGGGCCUGCCGUCGGACCGGUGGGCCGAGGAGCGCCGGGCCGCCAACCUGCCGCAGGAAACCCACGAGAGCUCCAAGGAGGCCAAGCGGCGCAAGAAAGGACGCCCCGGCAAGAGGAAGGACGCCGACAAGAGGAAGAGGAGGGCUCGGUCCCCGUCCCCGCCGCCGCCCGCUCCCGGCUGGCCUCCGGCGCCAAGGCGUGGGAAGCUCCUCUGAGCACAGACGCCUGCGUGGAGUGGAGCGGACGCCUAAACAGUCGUCUGGCUGUUUGGAAAGAGAAGAGAAAGACAACUAUUUAUUGUGUGUCGUCUAGGAAGUGACCCGACGAUGAAAGAUUUUCUUUUCAUCUCAACAUCUGUGUUAUAAUUUAUUUGCUUUGAAUGUCGUAUUUAUUGGGGCGGUCUUGUUGUUUUUUGCCCUCCCAUCAUGCACUUUACACCGACAAACGAGUCGACUCGGAGUUGAUCUUCUGUCCACGACGCCCCCUGGCGGUUGCUUUUUGCCACUUGCACUGACAUGAAAACGUCACAAGUUCAUCCGAAUGCAAAGACUUUGAUCGGAUUGUCAUCCCUCGACGGUUACAGAACGAAUCAAAAUAAAAUAUUCACCGUGA
Molecule: messenger RNA, 1913 nt
Organism: Hippocampus zosterae (dwarf seahorse)
Lineage: Eukaryota; Metazoa; Chordata; Actinopteri; Syngnathiformes; Syngnathidae
Gene: pthlha
Product: parathyroid hormone-like hormone a
Exons: 4
Coding region: 1040-1516 (158 amino acids)
Biological process (GO): adenylate cyclase-activating G protein-coupled receptor signaling pathway; regulation of chondrocyte differentiation; bone mineralization
Cellular component (GO): extracellular region
Molecular function (GO): hormone activity; peptide hormone receptor binding
Source: RefSeq, a predicted model, not a curated record